AUGGAGUCCUCAAACUCCAACCACAGACCGUCCACAGACGGAGCGCAGGAUGCAUCCAGAAACGGAUCCUCCUCGGAGCACAAUGCCAGCUCAGGAGAGCGACGCCCAGGGCCCGAUGGCCGCAACACCCCCUCAGAGCCCCCGCAAAGUGUCCCAGGCCUCUCCUCAAAACGACAAAGAAUGCAAGAGCGCCAUCAAGCCCGCAAGCGCGGCCGCACACCCCCAGAGUCAGUCUUCUCACGACGCCAAAGAUCUCGCAGCCCGAACAGAAACGGAGAAGCCCAGCGUCGCUCUCGCUCCCCCCUCCAGCCUCGGUCCCCUCCCGCCGAUGAAGCCCCUCGACAACGCAAAAGACCCGGCGGUGGAGCACGAAUGGGCAUUGUCGAUGCACAGACAAUGCGCCGCCGCCAGGAAGAACGAGAACGAGCCGAGGAGGAAGAUGCGGCCCGGUACGCGCGAAGUCAGGGUGUCUCGGACGUGGUGCGGCAGCACUACAAUGCCGUCCCGGAGCGUGGGCGUGAAUGGCGCAAAACAGAGAGCAAGAUCAAGGGGCUGCGCAGCUUCAAUAAUUGGGUGAAGAGCACUCUCAUCCAGAAGUUCUCACCCGAUGAGGACUUCAGCGCGCAAUUCGACGACCCCAAGGACUGGGCGGACGACAGCAUGGGCCCGCCCCCGGCGCACGAGAAUAAGCUACUUGUUCUGGACCUGGGCUGCGGGAAGGGUGGCGACCUAGGCAAGUGGCAGCUUGCUCCGCAGAAGGUGGAUCUCUAUGUUGGGCUUGAUCCGGCCAAUAUCUCGGUUGAGCAGGCUAGAGAUCGGUAUGCCACUAUGCGGUCUGGGCGGGGGCAGCGGGGGCGCAGACCGCCGCCGAAUCUGUUCCACGCGGAGUUCUACCCGAAGGAUUGUUUUGGCGAGUCCCUGGGUGAUGUACAAAUUGUCCAGCAGGUUGGAUUUGAUGCCAAUGCUGGGCCUGGUGGGUCGAUGAUGGCUUCGCGAUGGGGCGGUGGUGGAUUUGACGUCGUCACCUCGAUGUUCGCCAUCCACUAUGCAUUUGAGAGCGAGGAAAAGGCACGACAGAUGCUGAGCAAUGUCGCUGGAAGUUUGAAGAAGGGGGGUCGGUUCAUUGGAGUGUGUCCUAACUCCGACGUGAUCAUCAGCAAAGUGAAGGAGUUUCACCAACGCCGGAAGCAACACGAGGCGGCGAAAGCUUCUGCAACAGAGGCUCCUGAAGAUGGAGAAGUGGAAGAGGAGGAGAGAGUCACAUGGGGCAAUGAUAUCUACCAGGUCCGAUUCCCAGGUGACACCCCUGAAGACGGUAUUUUUCGGCCGCCGUUCGGCUGGAGGUAUACGUACUUCAUGAAGGAGGCUGUGGAAGAGGUUCCUGAAUACGUUGUUCCCUGGGAAGCCUUCCGAGCGCUCACGGAGGACUACAAUCUGGAACUCCAAUACCGCAAACCCUUUUUGGAUAUUUGGGAAGACGAGAAGAAUCAUCGCGAACUUGGACCAUUGAGUGAACGCAUGGGUGUUCGUGACCGAAUGACGGGCCAACUUACCAUGACUGACGAAGAGAAGGAAGCCGUCAGCUUUUACCAUGCAUUCUGUUUUUACAAGGUCUAA
This is a messenger RNA of Penicillium chermesinum, 1617 nucleotides long. It is a transcript of the gene abd1, whose product is annotated as mRNA (guanine-N7)-methyltransferase. Gene Ontology annotation, molecular function: mRNA 5'-cap (guanine-N7-)-methyltransferase activity. NCBI's taxonomy places the organism in Eukaryota, Fungi, Ascomycota, Eurotiomycetes, Eurotiales, Aspergillaceae. Gene Ontology annotation, cellular component: nucleus. The transcript has 3 exons. Gene Ontology annotation, biological process: 7-methylguanosine mRNA capping. The record is from RefSeq and is a predicted model, not a curated record. The coding region runs from base 1 to 1617 and encodes 538 amino acids.